Molecule: messenger RNA, 5454 nt
Organism: Xiphias gladius (swordfish)
Lineage: Eukaryota; Metazoa; Chordata; Actinopteri; Istiophoriformes; Xiphiidae
Gene: tle2a
Product: TLE family member 2, transcriptional corepressor a
Exons: 20
Coding region: 990-3374 (794 amino acids)
Biological process (GO): negative regulation of canonical Wnt signaling pathway; regulation of DNA-templated transcription
Cellular component (GO): nucleus; transcription regulator complex
Molecular function (GO): transcription corepressor activity; protein binding
Source: RefSeq, a predicted model, not a curated record
CCCUCUGAACGUCUCCUUUCCAAAGAAACAUUUUGCCACUUUUUUUUUUCUUUUUUCUGAGAUUAAAAUUUCCUAAUUGUGUGGAUAGAUUUUUUUUUUUUUUUUUUUAACGUAGAUUACAUGGCAAUAUGCGGACGAACCUGAUUACAGUGCAACACUAACAACAGAAGAAACCCAGUUUCUUUGCAAAUAUCGUCAGGCUACUCGAAGACCAGCAUUGUGUAAAUGCUCGGCGUUCCGAUUUGCCCAGUAUUUAUAACUUAGGUGGGGUAAAAUCAGUGGUUUUUUUUUCCUUAAAAGGGACGUUUUCAAACCAGCAGAAGCUUAUUCAUUUUGAUAAAACAAUUAGUGUGCGGGGUGCGGUGUGGGGGGGGGGGGCAAGUUAACCGUCUUUAGGUCUCCCCCACUCCUUAAAGAAAGCUACUCAUAUGUUAUGUCCCAUUGAGGAUCAGACAAGGGGGGAGUGAGAGAAGUGAGGGACUGGGAGUGUUGUGUGAAAAGAGUGCAGGCCAACGAGCGAGACAAAAGAGGCUGCGGCUGCAUUGAAUGUGCUGGUGGUGUGUCCGUCUCCGAAGCCACAAGCAAACCACAUUUUCCCCCCCUCUGGCCUUUACGCUACAGACGGCGAAAUCACGUCGGAGAGGGAAAACCUUUUCGAUAUUGCAUUCGCUGGGAGCGCGAAGUUGAGGACUUAGAAGGAAAGCUGCCCUGGACCGGGUGUUUCUCCUCUCCCCUCCCGUCCUUACUACACGUCGAGUGCGGUGCGGUGUGGGGUUGGAGAUAUAACCCAGAACAAAGGAGUCUUGGAGCAAGGAAUGAGCAAGCCGAGACUAGCUUUGCCAUUGCCUCUGAAACCGGGCCAAAUGCCUCUCUGAGACCAACAAUUGUACAUUGGCUGCUCGUAUUUCUCGACGAAGCUUUCCGCCCCGAAAGGGAGAAAGAAGAAGGACAAAAAAACGCACACGGAGACGCGCAAGUCGGCGGCUACAAUGUUUCCUCAAAACCGACCACCGGCACCUCUGCAGCCACCCCCUGGGUCCUCAGCUUCAGUGGUGGCAGCCGCCGCCGCAGCGGCGGCAGCGGCAUCAGGGGCGCCCCAGUCACUGAAACUAACAUACCCAGAAACGUUGGACCGCAUUAAGGAGGAGUUUCAAUUUCUCCAGACCCAGUACCACAGUUUGAAACUGGAGUGUGAGAAACUGGCCACAGAGAAGACUGAGAUCCAGAGACAUUACGUUAUGUAUUAUGAGAUGUCCUACGGCCUUAACAUUGAAAUGCACAAACAGACGGAGAUUGCCAAGCGGUUGAAUGUGAUCUGUGCUCAGCUCAUCCCCUUCCUGUCACAGGAGCACCAACAACAGGUGGUCCAGGCCAUGGAGCGCGCCAAACAGGUGACCAUGGGGGAGCUAAAUGCUUCGAUAGGGGUACGUGGGCUCCCCCCUCUGCCUCAUAGCCAGCAGCUUCAGGCACAGCACCUCUCCCAGCAUGCCCAGGGUUUGCCAGUGGGCCCGCACCCAUCAGGACUGCCCCACCCUGGCCUGGCACUUGGUGGAGGAUCCAGCCUUCUGGCCCUGUCUGGGGCUCUGGGAGCUCAGCUGGCUGCCAAGGAUGAGAGAGCCCACCUAGAGGCAGCAGCGGCCGCUGCUGCAGCAGAGCACCACAGAGACCGUGAAGCAGGACCAAGCUCUCUGUCCAAUGGGGAUAAGGGUCGCCCAGCAGACUACCUCAGCAACGGCAAGAAGAGGAAAGCUGAUGAGAAGGAGUUCAUGACAGACUAUGGCAGCGACGCGGAUAAGAGUGAUGAUAAUUUGGUGGUGGAUGAGGACCCGUCGUCCCCCCGCAGCGUGCAGUCCUACUCGUCCAGGGAGAACGGUUUAGACAAGAUGCCUCCAUCUCGUAAGGAGGGUCCACCACAGGCCAGCCCCACCUCCCUGGCCUCCUCCAGCAGUGCCGCCUCCCCCUCCCGUGGCAAAGAGCCUCCACAGAGGGAGAAGUCCAGUACACCAGGUAUGAAACCAGGGACCCCCAUGUCUCAGGAGUCUAACACCCCGGGACCCAGCGGGCCCCCGCAGUUCAGACCUGUCCCGGGAAAGCCUGGUGUCGACCCCCUUGCUCUGGGUCUCAGAAACCCUCUGGCAGUGCAGGGGGCAUACCCUCCUGGGGCUUUUGGCCUGCCUCCUCCAGGGGUGAACGGGGACCUGCCCGGGGCAGCGGGCUAUGGCGCAGGCCUCCACUUGGUCUCCCCCCAGAUGAACGGAGCCGCAGCAGCGGCGGCGGCGGCAGCUGCUGCAGGCUACGGACGGUCCCCUGUGGUGGGCUAUGAGUCUCCACACCCACAUAUGAGGGUCCCUGGGCUGCCUGCCAGCUUGCAGUCAGCCGCCUCCGGAAAACCCGCCUACUCGUUCCACGUGAGCGCAGACGGCCAGAUGCAGCCGGUGCCCUUUCCCCCGGACGCCCUGCUGGGCCCGGGGAUUCCUCGCCACGCCCGUCAGAUCCACACCCUAAACCACGGAGAGGUGGUGUGCGCCGUCACCAUCAGCACCUCGACGCGCCACGUCUACACCGGAGGAAAGGGCUGCGUCAAGGUGUGGGACAUCAGCCAGCCAGGCAGCAAGAGCCCCAUGGCCCAGCUGGACUGUCUGAACAGGGACAACUACAUCCGCUCCUGCAAGCUGCUCUCCGACGGGCGAACCUUGAUUGUCGGCGGGGAGGCCAGCACACUGUCAAUCUGGGAUUUGGCCACACCCACUCCCCGCAUCAAGGCAGAGCUGACAUCGUCUGCUCCCGCCUGCUACGCUCUGGCCAUCUCCCCUGACAACAAGGUCUGCUUCUCCUGCUGCAGCGAUGGCAACAUCGUCGUCUGGGACCUUCACAACCAGACGCUGGUCAGGCAGUUUCAGGGCCACACAGACGGAGCGAGCUGCAUUGACAUCUCCAACGACGGCACCAAGCUGUGGACGGGAGGACUGGACAACACAGUCCGCUGCUGGGACCUCCGAGAGGGACGCCAGCUCCAGCAACAUGACUUCACCUCGCAGAUCUUCUCUCUGGGCUACUGUCCGACAGGCGAGUGGCUGGCUGUGGGAAUGGAGAGCAGUAACGUGGAAGUCCUGCAUGUCUCCAAACCUGACAAGUACCAGCUGCACCUCCAUGAGAGCUGCGUUCUCUCCCUCAAGUUUGCCUACUGCGGCAAAUGGUUCGUGAGCACAGGCAAAGAUAACCUCCUGAAUGCAUGGCGGACACCUUAUGGAUCCAGCAUAUUCCAGUCUAAGGAGUCUUCGUCAGUUCUCAGUUGUGAUAUCUCCCCUGACGACCAAUUUAUUGUCACCGGCUCUGGGGACAAGAAGGCCACAGUUUACGAAGUCAUCUACUGAACUCUGAUUGGCUGAAAAAGUAAAACUAAUAAUCAGGGGGCGGAGCCAAGGCUCCCUCCUGCACCAAUGACUGUACAGAGCGUCGGUGGCAUGGAAAACAAGAGACACUCAACUUGUACUUUGUUGUUUUGUUUACGUUUGUGAAAGAAAUGAGAAAGAGAAGCAAGGGGGCACAAAGUCACAUCUCUGGAAAAAAACAAACAAACUUUGAACUUUGUUUUUAAUGCUCUGAGAACGCUGGUUAGUCUAUAGCUGCGCAAAUAUGGGAUUCCUCCAAAGAACUUUUUGUUUUGUUCCUUUUUUUUCCCUUUUUUUUAAACGAAAUAAAACCUCUGUAGUGAACAAGAAAUUAGCAAAAAAAACUUAUUUUUUUAGCCUUUGAAUUUUUCGCAAACAGUUGGACGGCAUCGAGAGGAAAAAGACACAUGGGACUGAAGAAUUGUGGGGAGGGUUCAAGGAGGGCUCGAAAACUCUUAAUGGAAAAAUACGGUCCAUAUUCUGUGCUCUGUAAAAAGUCCCAACCAGGGUCGACUUGGCCCGGUAUGGCCUAGUCCUCAGCACGUGGCUUUUCUUCGGGGCAGCAGAUGUGUGGCAGAUGGCAGGAUGAUGUGCUGUGAGGUUCCAGCUAUUUUUUUUAUUUUUUAUUUUUCCCUUCUCCUGGUUAAGUUUCAGCAGCAACAUGAUUGUAUCAUCUCCACAUACAUACGUGACAGAACAGGGCUCGGUUUACUCUAAAGUGUCCUGAGACUCAGUUUGUCUUUGUUCCUUUUGGUUUUUGUUUUGUUUUGGGUUUUUUUUUUCUUUUGCAAAAGAACAAAGAUGAACUUAUUCUGGAGAUGAUUUUAAGGAAACCAGUGUGAAACUGAAAACCACGACACACAGGACAGAAAGCUGAAAUCAGUUCAAGCUCCUCACAACAGGUACUCUCCAGUUUCCGGGACGUGGCCUCUGCUGAAUCGUCUUCAUCAUUAACACUCAACAUGAAAUGUGAUUUUCUAUUGUAUUUGUUAGGGCACAUAUAGGGAGACAGGUAUUUUCACAACUGCAUCAUGAACCUUGAACCUUGCUAUAUAUGGACAUGUAAAUAAAGUUCUCUAAAGGCAAACAAGGAUCUGUGACUUGAAUUUGCUUUGAGACAACAGGCUGUAGUGUGGAUCAUCUCUCAGAAACAUCAGUACAGUUUUUGUAUGUGAUCUGCAGUAUAUCAUUUGUGGGGUUUUUUUUGUCUUUCGUUUGCAUCUUCUUUCACAGAAAACCAGAUUGACACUGCUCAAUGAAAACCAAUCCAGUUGUAAUGGUGUGAAGGUAAGAAAUAAGGUAGAUCCGGUGUUACGUGUGCAUGCUGGCUGUCAAAAGGUGUUUUUCAACCACAGAACCAUUUCAGGCUCUAGCCAGGUUUAUCUUGGAUGUUAAAGACUGAAGGGAAAAAAAAAAUCAAAAGAAGCGUUUGGUGAAUAUUUGUUUAAACCAUAAUAGCCAGAAAAGCGUGUGCUCACAGCAAGGUGCCAAAAAGCAUCUUAGAAAUAUUUAGAUGAAAAAUAAAGGAUGUGAAUGGUGACGCUCUCUUGUGAUGGAAACAUUUCUCUCUCCAAAUGAGGGAACACAACAGCACAACACUUCUGCAUCUUCAGAAAUGUGAGAAAGUGUCAUGGGAUUCAAACCCACAGAAUGAGCAAGUUAGGAUUCACAGCUCCUCUGUGACUUCAGCUCUUGGUAAAUAAUGCAGCUGUACAGUUGUUUUUUGUGCUGAGCUAGCUCAUAGUGUGGCAAGACAAAGGUGAUCUGCAGCAAAAUAGGCCGCGGAAUGGAUUAUUAUAGCAAUAAUACCCAAGAGGGACUUAUGGAUGUAGCGGUGACUGUCCUGCUGUGACAAAGCUUUAACUUUGGGAGAAGAGAACCUUAGAAAAAACAAGUAAAGCAUUGAUCUCCUUUCUGAAGCAAAGAAUUGUUUGCAAAAGAUGUGGAUAAUAAAUCAUUUAGUCUCUUUUAGUGUCUUUUGAAACAGCUGUUAAUGCCCAGAAUUACAGCACAGUAUAGAUUCCAAUCAGUAUGAACAGUUGACUUGAGAAUAAGUUAAAAA